UGAAUCAUUCCAAUCCCAUAUACUCAUAUAUAUAGUCUAUACUUUCCGAAAUAUAUUAUAUUACAUACUUCGACAAAAAGAAAUACGUAGUAAUUUAUAAUAAGAAAUAAAUAAUGAGUAGCUCAAGAAAAAGCAGCAUCAAGGAAAAGACUUUCAGCAGCCUUGCCGACCUCAUCAGGCUACUCCCCACCGGAACAGUAUUCAUCUUCCAGUUCGCCAACCCAGUCCUGACGAACAACGGCCAAUGCUCCGCCGUCAACAAAUGGCUCUCCGCCACCUUUGUCGCCCUCUGCGGCCUCUCCUGCGGAUUCGCCUGCUUCACCGACAGUUACACGGAUGACAAGGGCCAGACACACUACGGCAUCGCCACCCGAAAAGGGCUCUGGCCAUCUUCAGGCGGCGACAGCGACACAUCGGCGUAUCGGGUCCGGUUAGGGGACUUCUUUCAUGCGGCGGUCACCAUGACGGUCUUCGGGGUGCUCGUGCUUCUUGACCGGAACACUGUGAAUUGUUAUUAUCCGGCGUUUGUGACGACUCAGAAUAUGCUUCUCAUGGUGCUGCCGCCUGUCGUUGGCGCCGUCUCUGGAACUGUGUUUAUGUUGUUUCCUCAGAGACGACAUGGGAUAGGGUACCCUGAGAGCCAGGGUGGUUCCGGCAAAGACACCAAUAAAUAAUACUCCAAGUUUGUUGAUUCCGAAAUAUAUAUAAUCUAGAAAAUAAAUAAGGUGAACGACAAGUUACCCAUUAAAAUAUUAACACUGAUAUAUCAUUCAUUUGAUUCAAAUCAUUAUUUCAUUUUAUUUACUUUGAUCCACAUGUACAAGGCAUGAAACAUUGAAAGUACGAUAGAUUUUGAUAAUCUAGUGGUGUAUUAUAUAUACUUCUAAGCUAUCUGCAAGCAAUUUAAUAAUCUUAUAUUGUGAAUGACGUUAUGCUAGUAGAUUAUUAUUGAAGAAUUUCGUUUGU
Cuscuta epithymum is the source of this 966-nucleotide messenger RNA. The record is from the annotation of a GenBank genome assembly. NCBI's taxonomy places the organism in Eukaryota, Viridiplantae, Streptophyta, Magnoliopsida, Solanales, Convolvulaceae.